This is a messenger RNA of Pundamilia nyererei, 4145 nucleotides long. It is a transcript of the gene tfap4, whose product is annotated as transcription factor AP-4 (activating enhancer binding protein 4). The coding region runs from base 380 to 1381 and encodes 333 amino acids. The record is from RefSeq and is a predicted model, not a curated record. The transcript has 7 exons. Gene Ontology annotation, molecular function: RNA polymerase II cis-regulatory region sequence-specific DNA binding; protein dimerization activity; DNA-binding transcription factor activity, RNA polymerase II-specific. Gene Ontology annotation, biological process: regulation of transcription by RNA polymerase II. Lineage: Eukaryota; Metazoa; Chordata; Actinopteri; Cichliformes; Cichlidae. Gene Ontology annotation, cellular component: nucleus.
CUGUUUCCCGCCUUGAAAGCCAUCCGAUCAGCUGCGCACACACACACAGACACACACACGGUCAUGCAGAGGGAGAAAGCAAAGGGGAGGGAGAAAGAGAGAGAGAGGUAGAGCGCCACACACAACGAGGGAACCCCAUCAGCUGGAAGUCGAGUAACAUUACAACUCUCAGCAGCCUCAAAGUACUACAUUACACGGACGAGGCAUUCAUAUCGCCUCUGUGGAUUUAACCCGCAUCGGAUCACGGGGGAUUUUUACCCACUAACGUCAUAAUUUUUCCCUUUUUAUACCACGGAGACUGUUUGCUGCUUUUCUUUUUUUCCCCUUAAAAAACUGCUGGUGGUGGGGAGGGGGGGCACCAAACUGGCGAGAGGCGAGCAUGGAGUAUUUCAUGGUACCAACUCAGAAGGUGCCCUCCUUGCAACAUUUCAGGAAAACGGAGAAAGAAGUGAUUGGUGGUCUUUGUAGCCUGGCCAACAUUCCUCUGACCCCAGAAACAGCCCGGGACCAAGAGAGGCGAAUCCGUAGAGAGAUCGCCAACAGCAACGAGCGUCGGCGUAUGCAGAGCAUCAAUGCUGGAUUCCAGUCACUUAAAACACUCAUCCCACACAGCGAUGGAGAGAAACUCAGCAAGGCUGCCAUCCUGCAACAGACGGCAGAGUACAUUUUUACUUUGGAGCAGGAGAAGACACGUUUAUUGCAGCAGAACAGUCAGCUCAAACGAAUCAUACAGGAGUUAAGUGGUUCCUCCCCCAAGAGGAGGCGUGCAGAGGAGAAAGAUGAAGGGAUUGGCUCACCAGACAUCCUGGAGGAGGAGAAAACCGAGGACUUAAAAAGGGAGAUGAUCGAGUUGAGACAGCAGCUGGAGAAAGAACGUUCAGCCAGGAUGAAUCUGGAAGAACAGAUGCGGUCCAUGGAUGCCCAGUUGUACCCAGAGAAGCUGAAGGCAAUCACCCAGCAGUUCCAGGAGCAGCAGGCCCAACCGCAGAGCCUUGUCCGUCUGCAGCAGCACAAACAGCUGGAGAGGGACCUCACUCCAGCCCACAGCCCACAGGUGUUGGCCCCUGCUACUCCCCCAGCCCCUACACACCACGCUACAGUCAUUGUUCCUGCACCUGUCCAGACUCCUCAGUCCCACCAUGUUACUGUGGUAACCAUGGGCCCAGCAUCAGUUAUCAACACAGUUUCCACAUCUCGACAGAACCUGGAUACCAUCGUUCAGGCAAUCCAGCACAUCGAGGGCACCCAGGGGAAGGGUGGCGCCGGGGAGGAAGAGCAGAGGAGGGCGGUCAUCGUCACUUCAGGACGUGUCCUCUCUGACGCGGCAGGCUCAGACACAGCCUCAAACAGCGACGGGCCGGACGACUGUUCACUGCCUUGAGUUCAUCCCUGACGUCUUACGUACAAUACACUCACAUGCACGCACACACCUACACACAAGCCCCAAGCGGAGCAGGGCUACGGGAGCCUACAAACUCACAGCGCUGUUGUUCGGUGGAAAAGUCUGCUAGUUAGAUUGAAGCACUUGUUUUGUUUUCUUAAUCAAUACACGUCAUGUUGUACCGUGAUAGGCAGCCCUUAUGGUUUACACUUAGACACUCACACAUGCAGCCUCUUCUGUUUUUUUUCCUUUCCUCUGCUUAUGUCUAGCGCUGAUCCUUCAUUCACUCACUUACACAAGCUUUCUUCGUUAAACUAUAGAAAGACAAAUAGAGCGACUACUUCACUGACUAUAAAUGCUCUGUUUUACUGGAUACUAGAACUUUCGAAUGUCAACUAAACAUUUUCAUUAACUACCAGGACUGUUAUCUCUCUGUGCGCCCCUGAAGUCGAAAAAGGAGACAAAGUCAAUGAAGAGCCCAUUGGUGUGGCGUCAAAACCCUCGCACCAGAGCAAUUUUUUUUCCCGCCCCUAAGCUGAACAUCCUUUAAACCUUCCUCGGUUCCCGAUCCAACUGAGCUGUAUGGAGAGACACUGUGAGAAAAAAAAGACUGUCCUAAAGUUCCACCUUUUAGGCUUUGUGUUGAGAGAAUGUGUUAUUUUACUUUUGUGAAGUCGACCUUUUCAUGCUGUGUUUCUCUUAAGAGUCCUCUAACAACAGGUUGAUGAGAAUUUCAAAGCUGUUUUUCAUGGCUGACUGGUGCUCACAGGAAAUGAAGCGAAGCUCGAAAAGAGAGUGCACUUACUGGUUCAAAACGCUAUUUUAUUUUUCUUCUCAUGUUGUUUGUUUGUUGCCAUUUUUGCUGGGCUGGGAUCCCAGUAAACCCACAUAUCUUGACCCACAUGACUUAUUCUGUUUACUCGUGGCCUGACCAAAAAAAAAAGUUUUUAAAUUUCGCAUUUCCUGACAUCUUCCCUUUCUGAGUUUAAAAACACAUGGCUUUUAAAAUAAGCUACUCUUUGGGCCCCUGUUGAGUAACUGUCACAUAUGUGUCUCUUUUAGUGUUUUGAAUCAGCGAGGCUUAGCGGUGCUCCGGACUCUGGUAGUCUGCAGCAGACCCGCUUUUGCCUUGAAAUUCUUGCACGUGCAAAUAUAACUUGAAUACAAUCACUUGUUUGCUCGAUCUUAAGAGCUUGUUCUAUUUAGCCCCUUCCAGUGUAGUUUGCUUGUUUGUUUGUUUUUUGUUUGUUUGUUUUGGGAUAUGUAUCAAAGCAGAAUAUGCUUAAAAUAUGAGGAAAAUGCCCAGUCUAUAUGCAUUUCUUUAUAUUGAAUAUUUAUCCUUUAGUGCGUUUUCUGUAAAAUGUACCAUGUUGUUUUUUUUUUGGUUUUUUGGUUUUUUGUACUCAUAUUUCUGCUUGCAUUUUUAUUUGUUCUGUUGCCGGGAACUCUUGGUUGACGGACAGAUUGACAAAGACAUGUAGCGGAGAGAGGCUGCAGCAUGCCUUACUAAUAGCAGGUGCAGGGAGGCACUGUGAAGCCAGCCUUAACACAGCCCUGGGGUUGAGGGAAGUUUUAUUUUUUUAUUAUUAUUAUUUUUUCUCUUACCUGCGUCAUUUGGUAGCCGCUGGAACCCCUUUUUUGUUUCGAGCUAUCAGAUCAAUCCAGCUGGUUUGUGUUGGAAUACUGUAUAUUCCCAGUCAUACUUUGUUUUUAUUUUACUAUGCUUUUUAAAAAACAGGUUGCAUUCAUAUGGUCCUGAAAGAGUAUUCAAAAUGCGAUUUCUGGUUACUAGUAGAUUUUAUUAUAUUUUAGCCCCUUAAAGCCAGUUGAUUGGCAAAAAUAUAUAUACACACAAAUAUAUAUAUAUGUGUAUAUAUAUAUAUAUAUAUAUAGCCACAAAGAGACGUCAGCAUUCCAUAAAUGUCCUUUAUCAGUUCAUUUUUCAGAAGAUUAGUUGCAUCUUUGACGCAUCCCUCCUCACCCCUUGUGUCAGUGCAUAGAUGGAGCUUCGAACCGCUGCACAGAUAAAUCGCGGAAUUGCCCUUUAAAGAAAAAACUAUUGAUGUCAGCUGCACUGCAAUAAGCAGAAUUAAAUGAUGGGUUGUUUGCGAGUGCUUCUCUUGAUAGGAAAGGGGAUUCCUGGAUAUGGAAAAAAGUUUGCAUGCUCUUCUGUUUGUGGAGCUUGCUUUCCUUAUUUUUUGCCGUCUGUUUGCAUUUGAUCACUUUCCCCUAAAUCCCAGACAUGGUUUAUUUCCAUCUACGUUUUACGCUGUGGGUCGAGUGUUAGGAAGCAUACGCGGACAUAUCAGGUGGUCGGAGAAGUGGGGUUGGCUUUGAGGGGGUUCCACUAAAUAGGGUCAAGAUUACAAAGCACUUACUGUACUAUAUAGGAGUUUGCUUCUUUCUUGUUUUUUUUGUUUUUUUGUUUUUUUAUGAAGGAGCAUCUCCUCAUUUGAAGCUCUUGAAGUUGAGUAAAAACCGCACAGCUGUGUAUCCCCCCUUUCCCUCCAUGUCCAGUCCUCCUACAUCUUGUCCUGUCACAUUCUUUUGCAGUUUUUAUGCUGUCUUUGUUUAUCUGUUGACAAGUCUGAGCUCUCUUCUCAUUUUUCCGCUUGUUCUCCUUCCUCUACCCAUUUUUUUUAUUUUUUUUGUUAGACCCAUCAAUGGAUAUGGUCAUCAAGAAGCUAUUUUUUUUUUUUUUUUUAAAGAGAAACGUUUUGGGGAUAAAGAGGCUCGUGCCUUUGUAAAGACAGAAUAAUAAAGU